AGCGCAGCGCCCCUGUGCGUCGCAUGCCCAUGUUUUUGCGCCUCUGUUUCCAGUGAUUGCGGUAGUCUAGAGAUAAAACUGAAUCGACACGUCAUUGGCUCUCACUCUGGCUGUGUUUGUGUGUAUUUUAAAGGAAGGAAGGGAGGAGGAGACAGCGUGGAAGUGGAAGAAGCUUUGUCGCAGUAACACAACUUCUCCAGUCGAGCAGCUGCCUUUCUACAGCACAUCCUCCAACGGUCGAGUCCGUCCGACCGACCGAGUCGACAUGCCGCCGGUCAGUCUGUGCUCUCCGUGACACCGGGAGGGUGUGAGUGAGCUCGGCUUGAUUUUCACUGAACGCUGGCGCGGAAGCGAAAGGCUCGGGGAUUGGGGAAAGACCGACACCUCGCUGCGUCUUCCCCGGCGCCGGGCAGCCACCAACCCCGGAUCGGCCGCAGGGAACCAACCGCAACGGCUGUUAGCUGGGAAGCUAACAGGCAUAUAAACCGAGGAUAUCUGUUCAGUUGAGCUUUGACUAGAGAGCAGCGGCGACAGCGUGAAAAUGGAUUAAAAAAUGAAGAGCGGGACUGUCUGAUCAUCCAAACAGGAGGGCCUCUCACUCUCUCUCAAAGGUAGCUCUCUUCAGCUUACCUGUGCAGCAGAGCUGAGAGACAGAGCAGAAGAUGCCUCCCAGGCCGUCCUCAGGGGAGCUGUGGGGCAUCCACUUGAUGCCCCCAAGGAUCCUAGUGGACUGCCUGCUGCCCAAUGGGAUGAUUCUGACCUUGGAGUGUCUCCGAGAGGCCACGCUAAUCACCAUCAAGCAUGAGCUGUUCAAGGAGGCCAGAAAGUAUCCCCUCCAUCACCUCCUGCAGGAGGAAACCUCCUACAUUUUUGUCAGUGUUACACAGGAAGCAGAGCGGGAGGAGUUCUACGAUGAGACUCGAAGGCUGUGUGACCUUCGACUCUUCCAACCUUUCCUCAAAGUGAUCGAGCCGGUCGGCAACAGAGAGGAAAAGAUCCUGAACAGAGAGAUCGGUUUUGCCAUUGGCAUGCCUGUGUGUGAGUUUGACCUGGUGAAGGACCCAGAGGUCCAGGACUUCAGGAGAAACAUCCUGAAUGUUUGCAAAGACUCUGUGGAGCUGAGAAACUCCAGCGGUCCUCACAGCAGAGCGCUGUACGUCUACCCUCCCAACGUCGAGUCGACACAGGAACUCCCCAAACACAUCUAUAGCAAACUGGACAAAGGUCAGAUUAUUGUUGUAAUAUGGGUGAUUGUUUCCCCAAACAAUGACAAGCAAAAGUAUACACUAAAGAUCAGCCACGACUGUGUGCCAGAACAGGUGAUUGCAGAGGCCAUUCGCAAGAAGACGCGCAGCAUGCUGUUGUCCCCAGAGCAGCUGAAGAUGUGCGUUCAAGAAUAUCAGGGGAAAUACAUCCUCAAAGUUUGUGGCUGUGACGAAUACCUGCUGGAAAAGUAUCCCAUAAGCCAGUACAAGUACAUUCGUAGUUGCAUCAUGCUGACCAGGAUGCCAAACCUGAUGCUAAUGGCUAAGGACAGCCUGUACACUCAGCUGCCGACUGAUAACUUUGUCAUGCCAUCGUACUCUCGACGUAUCUCCACGGCAACGUCGUACAUGAAUGGAGAGGCUUCGUCCAAGUCGCUAUGGAGCAUCAACGGGACUCUGCGAAUACGAAUCCUCUGCGCCACCUACGUCAACGUGAAUAUACGUGACAUAGACAAGAUUUAUGUGAGGACCGGAAUUUACCACGGAGGUGAACAAAUGUGUGACAACGUCAACACACAAAGAGUACCCUGCUCUAAUCCCAGGUGGAAUGAGUGGCUCCCCUAUGACAUGUACAUCCCGGACGUCCCCCGAGCUGCCAGACUCUGUCUCUCCAUCUGCUCUGUUAAAGGCAGAAAGGGAGCCAAGGAGGAACACUGCCCACUAGCUUGGGGCAACAUUAACCUGUUUGACUACACUCACACUCUGGUGGCCAACAAGAUGGCUCUGAACCUCUGGCCAGUCCCUCAUGGCCUGGAAGACCUCCUCAACCCAAUAGGAGUCACUGGAUCUAAUCCCAAUAAGGAAACGCCAUGUCUGGAGCUGGAGUUUGACCACUUCAGCUGUCCUGUCAAAUACCCAGACAUGAAUGCAGUGGAAGAUCAUGCAAACUGGAUCAUCUCCAGGGAACUGGGCUUUAACUUCAACCUCUCAGUCAACCACUCGGGAACUCAACAGAGCAGUCGGGCGGCCAGAGAUCACGCCCUGACGGAAAGCGACGGCGAACAGAUGCGACAGCUGAGUAACAGGGACCCUCUGUCUGAAAUCACUGAGCAGGAGAAAGACUUCCUCUGGAGACACAGGCACUACUGUAUGAACAUCCCAGAAAUCCUUCCCAAGAUACUUCUUGCUGUCAAAUGGAACUCCAGAGAUGAUGUAGCGCAGAUGUAUUGCUUGUUGAAGGAAUGGCCAUCGAUCCGUCCAGAACAGGCCAUGGAGCUGCUGGACUGUAACUACCCAGACCCUGUGGUCAGGCACUUUGCUGUACGCUGCCUUGACAAAUACUUGACCGACGAUAAACUCUCCCAGUACCUUAUCCAGCUUGUUCAGGUAUUAAAAUACGAGCAGUAUCUUGACAGUCCGCUAGCUCGCUUUCUCCUCAAAAAGGCCCUGACCAAUCAAAGGAUAGGCCAUUUCUUCUUCUGGCAUCUCAAGUCAGAAAUGCACAAUAAAACUGUGAGCCAAAGGUUUGGGCUGCUGCUGGAGGCUUACUGCAGGGCCUGUGGCAUGUACCUCAAACACCUGAGCAGGCAGGUGGAAGCCAUGGAGAAGCUCAUCAACCUCACCGACAUACUCAAACAGGAAAAGAAGGAUGAGACGCAAAAGGUCCAGAUGAAGUUUCUUGUAGACCAGAUGAAGAGACCCGACUACAUGGACGCUCUGCAGAACUUCACCUCUCCACUCAACCCUGCACAUCAGCUGGGAAAUCUGAGGUUGGAGGAGUGCAGGAUCAUGUCAUCCGCAAAGAGACCGCUGUGGCUCAACUGGGAGAAUCCUGACAUCAUGUCUGAGUUACUGUUUCAGAAUAAUGAGAUCAUCUUCAAAAACGGAGAUGAUUUGCGGCAGGAUAUGCUGACGCUGCAGAUAAUCAGAAUCAUGGAGAACAUUUGGCAGAACCAGGGACUGGACCUACGGAUGCUCCCCUACGGCUGCCUGUCUCUGGGAGACUGCGUGGGCCUGAUAGAGGUGGUCCGAAACUCCCACACCAUCAUGCAGAUUCAGUGUAAAGGAGGCUUGAAAGGAGCCUUGCAGUUCAACUCCAACACGCUGCAUCAGUGGCUCAAGGACAAAAACAAAGGAGAGACGUAUGACCUGGCUGUGGAUCUGUUUACGAGGUCCUGUGCUGGCUACUGUGUAGCCACGUUUAUUCUGGGGAUCGGAGACAGGCACAACAGCAACAUUAUGGUCAAAGAUGACGGACAGUUGUUUCAUAUAGACUUUGGCCAUUUCCUGGAUCACAAGAAGAAGAAAUUUGGUUACAAGAGAGAGCGAGUCCCGUUCGUACUGACUCAGGACUUCCUCAUCGUCAUCAGUAAGGGAUCCCAGGAGUGCACAAAGACCAAAGAGUUUGAAAGGUUCCAGGAAAUGUGCUACAAAGCGUAUCUGGCCAUCCGCCAGCACGCCAACCUCUUCAUCAACCUGUUCUCCAUGAUGCUGGGCUCCGGCAUGCCCGAGCUGCAGUCGUUCGACGACAUCGCCUACAUCCGGAAGACGCUGGCGCUGGAGAAGAGCGAGCAGGAGGCUUUGGAUUAUUUCAUGAAGCAGAUGAACGACGCUCACCAUGGAGGUUGGACCACCAAGAUGGACUGGAUUUUCCACACGAUUCGGCAGCAUGCACUAAACUAAACGCAUUAAACUCAACAUGGAGUAUUUAUUAUUACACUUUUUGAAGGGAUUUAUUUUUCCAUUGACCGCAAACUCUAUAAAACUCUAUGAAGUUUGCCUUUGAUUAAUUUUUGAAGUACUUUUUCCCUUGUUUUGUAAACGAGGUUCUGGGUUUUCCUCCAUUAUCCUUUCUGUUUGCCUUUAUUUGGGGUGUGCUGCUUUUGUCAGUGUGUCAAUUUUUCCUCAGGACCCUGACGGUAAUAACCUCCCCAGACUUUCAUGUUUGGAAAAAAAAGGAAAUCUCUUCAUUUACUUUGCUGCUCUUUAAAUAAAACCAACACAGCUUAGAGAAGCCACGUCCGCCAAGGUGUGUUGGCGGACGCAAAGCAGGUCUGACUUGCUGACCUUCAGUCUUUGCAGUGCUGCACUUUUUCUCAACUUCACUGGAGAGAGGGAAGGCACAGGAAACGGUGUGCACAGAUUUUGUGGAUUAUCUCCCAUCUAUAAUGUCUUCCACAGAUAAUUUGACCUUUUUUCAUUGUUUGGGUUUUUUGAGCAGAAAUUUAAAGACUAAAAGGCAUCAGAGACAUAGACUGUUGAGAUUUUCUUUCUCCGGCGACUUCUUGUCCUAAACUUCAGGGCAAAGAUGCCUCUCCAAAAAAAAAAAGAAGGAAAAAGUAAUGUGUACAGAUGUAUGACUUUUUAAAUUAAUUUAUGUAUUUUGUUUAUUUCAUUUUGAAAGUCAGAAAUAUAACAAGAUACUAUUGAUUUUGUAAAUAUGUUUGGAAUUUUGUCACUUAAAGCCUCUUUUAGCACCAUUUGAUCUGCAGGUGGUUUUCUUGGUUAGACAUAAUGCUGAUAUCUUUUCAUUUAUAAAGUUGGCCUAUUUGUUAUGUCCAGCCCAGAAUCAUUUAUUUAGAGAAGCAAAAACUGCAAGAGUGAACAUUCUGGUCUUGCAUUACAUAUACAACAAGAAGUGAGGAGAAAACACAUCCUGGCACUUUGUGUACAAACAGGAAUGGAGAUUGUCUCACCUUCCACUUCCCCCCCACAUGCGGUUAAGUCCCAAAAUACACAAUCUGAGUAAAUUAAACUGAACUAAGAGUAAUAAAGCAAAAAAAUAAAAAAUUGAGGUUUAUAGAAAAUGGUAAAUUUAGUCAAGCAAUAUUUUCGACAAGUAACAUAAAAAUCAUCUCUGACUACAUAUUUUCAACCUAGAGUUUUUCUAUCCCCAAAAAUGUCCAGAUAACCAGUUGUUGUGAUUGGAUAUUAGUAGGAGAAAGUACAACCUAUUUACGUUUUGCUAUUCAGUGCCAAGGAGAAAACCAGAAGCCAGUGUAUAAAAGCAUUAGCUUGGAGAGUUAAAAAACCGGCACCCUCUGGAAAGAUUUAAAAGCCCUCUGUGACGAGCCAAAUCUGUCUUUAAUUUACAAGACAUUUAGGUUGCAUUGUUCCCCUCUGUGUUUGGGCCUGAGCCGGUGCUGCCUCGCCUCAAACAACUGUCACCAACACGCCUCAUAAUGGGGAGUUGUGCUGAGAAUGCAUGCCUCACUUUUCUCCACAUAGACAGUUUUACCUGAGAGUUUAACAAAAAUGUUAAGGAUGUUAUCUGUCACAUCAGUCUUUAGCUCCCUCUAUAGUUUAUCCACAAUAAAAUGUUGUUUAGCCCUAAAACUGUCACUUUAGGCUAAUUCUACGCAACUUUAGCAAAGCAAAUUAUGCUAACAGAGCUAAUUUUGAAGUAAUUUGCGACAAAACAACACAAAGUGUAUAUUUUAUUCUCGGAGACGUCGACUCCACUUUUAAAAGCCCUAAGAAGUGAAUUGGGAUUUGCUUCAUACGUCCAACUGUUGUUUUCUGACUCUGAAAUAUGGCAGAUUAGUUUUGCUCAACCAGUACGCAUAUGGCCAAAAAGACAACUUGAGAUGGAUUAAAAGUUCAUUUGUUGAAAAGUUAAGACACUUAAUGAUUACAUUUAAAUGUGAAGGGAACUUUAUUGAAAUUAAAAUGUCUAAAGUAUUUCAGUUAUUUGGCAUGUAAUCAGUGCUGAAAACGCAACAUGUGACACUAAACCGCUCAAUUGGCUGAAGUUUGAACUUUGUGAUGCUCCAGAAAUUAGAAUACUUUGUAUAAUUAAUUGGGUAAUUAAAAACCCAUUAUGGUAAAUGAAUAUACUGAAGAACUUCACCAGACCAGCCAGGUGUAUUAAGAGGCCAAAGUGGUAAUUUGUUUUAAUUUGACACAACCAUUUUGUUAUGUUUGUGCAGCGUCAUUAGCCUGAUUGUGUUUCAUUACCCAAGUGGACCUUCUGUUUGUUUUUUUUGUACGAGUGAUUCCUGUGAAAGCUCAUAUUGUAAAACCAUGUUGGAAAUACACUACAAGAUGAAAA
Poecilia latipinna (sailfin molly) is the source of this 6255-nucleotide messenger RNA. RefSeq names its product phosphatidylinositol 4,5-bisphosphate 3-kinase catalytic subunit alpha isoform-like. Lineage: Eukaryota; Metazoa; Chordata; Actinopteri; Cyprinodontiformes; Poeciliidae. Bases 663 to 3887 code for a protein of 1074 amino acids. Gene Ontology annotation, biological process: phosphatidylinositol 3-kinase/protein kinase B signal transduction; phosphatidylinositol-mediated signaling; cell migration. The transcript is spliced from 26 exons. Gene Ontology annotation, molecular function: 1-phosphatidylinositol-3-kinase activity; 1-phosphatidylinositol-4-phosphate 3-kinase activity. The record is from RefSeq and is a predicted model, not a curated record. Gene Ontology annotation, cellular component: cytoplasm; phosphatidylinositol 3-kinase complex, class IB; phosphatidylinositol 3-kinase complex, class IA.